Drosophila biarmipes is the source of this 2185-nucleotide messenger RNA. RefSeq names its product ATP-dependent DNA helicase 2 subunit 1 (gene Irbp). NCBI's taxonomy places the organism in Eukaryota, Metazoa, Arthropoda, Insecta, Diptera, Drosophilidae. Gene Ontology annotation, molecular function: damaged DNA binding; double-stranded DNA binding; telomeric repeat DNA binding. The coding region runs from base 65 to 1969 and encodes 634 amino acids. The record is from RefSeq and is a predicted model, not a curated record. Gene Ontology annotation, cellular component: Ku70:Ku80 complex; nucleus. The transcript is spliced from 2 exons. Gene Ontology annotation, biological process: double-strand break repair via nonhomologous end joining; cellular response to X-ray; telomere maintenance.
UUAACGCGGUUGCUUGUGAAAUUGCUGAAAAAGAAAUUGCGUCCUGCAACAAAGUAGUCAAAGGAUGAGCACCUGGAACCCGGAAAACGAUGUGGACCUCCUGUCCGGCUCCGAGGACGAGGAGGCAGUGGCCAUGAAGCGGGACUACCACGGUCGGGAGGCCCUUCUGUUCGUUGUGGACGCAAAUCUGCAGACAUCCGGCGUGGAUCGCCUGAUGGAUGCUCUGAACAUCAUUCGCACAGCCUUUAUAUCCGGAAUCCUGGUCAACGACAAGGACCUCAUCGGGCUUCUAUUCGCCAACACCAAGCACAGUCCUCCGCCGCUGGAAGCCAAUGCCUUGGACAACAUCGUGAUGCCAGAGGACUGCGCCGUGUUCCUGCCCCUACGACAGCUAACUAAACCCAUUGUGGAGCACUACCUGGAGUUCAUGGGCGGUGUGGAGACACAGUUCGCCAGCACGUACGGCCUAGUAGAGCCCGAUGGGCACGGCAGGUUUGACCUUAUGAUCCGCCUUUGCAUCGAGAUGCUGGAGAAGUGCGGCAAGAAGUUGAAUAACGCCAAGAUCGUUUACUUGACCGAUGUGAGCACGCCGCAUCCGUCGUUCAGCAAUCAUUUUCAGGCUGCCCUGCAAAAGGCCAGCGACUUGGAAGGCAAAGAGUUCGAAUUUCAUGUUAUUCCCAUGGUAGAUGACUUUGAUUACGAGCCUUUUUACAAAGAAUUCAUCACUCUUUCAAGAGCCAUUGAAAUGGACUCCUUUAAAGUACCAGAUGCCCAAAUGCUGCGAGAGAUCCUGGCUGACCGCAAGCUGAAGCAGGACUUCCUGCGCCGCUGCCUGGGCCACUUCAGCUUCUUCCUGGGUCCCAACCUCUCCAUGUCCGUACAAUACUACAACUAUUUUCAGCGACGCGCCUAUCCGCGCAAAGUGCAAAUCCUGCGCAGGGACAACAGCUUGGUGAGCACGAAGCGGGUGAUCACGGUGCAAAAGAAGGACGAGGAGUCUGAGGAAGUUCUUCAUGAGUACCAGAUCAAGUCGACGGGCGGUUGGUACAGUUGCAACGUGGGCGGCCAGAACCUGCGAAUAAGCACGGAGCAGAUGAACCGGAUACGCAACCUGCACAAGCCUCAAAUGAUGCUGCUGGGCUUCAAGCACCGCUCCUCCCUGCCGGAAGUGAUCUACAGCAAGCCUUCGAACUUUAUGUAUCCCGACGAUCAGAGCAUCAUCGGAUCAAAGCGUCUAUUUCGGGCUCUGUGGGAGCGCUGCUUGGCGCGUGAGAAGAUAGCCAUCUGCUUGUUUAUGAGCAGGCGCAAAUCAAUCCCGCGUUAUGUGGCUCUUGUGCCGGUCGAGGCACCAGACAAAGAGGAGGAGAAGAACUACCGCUCGCUGCUCUGUGGUGAUGGUUUUAAGAUUGUCUACCUGCCGGAGGCCAAGCACAUCCGGAACAUAGACAUGUACGAUUGGAACGAUACUGGAAAUACGGCUUCCGACGAGGGCGUCGAGUUUUUCCAGAAGGUCAUCAAGAAGCUGCGUAUUGACUACCAACCCAAUCUUAUCAACGAUCCAAGUCUGGAUGCCUUGCAGGCCAAUCUUCUGGCCCUAUCCCUCGACUUCACGACGGACAACAAAAGCAUUGAUAAUCUGCUGGACACCACGCAACAGGACAAGCGCAUCGAAAAGAUUCUGCCUGACUACGAGAAGAUCUUCGAUCCGGAGGAGGAGCCAGCCAAGAAAAGAGCGGCUAAAUCCACCGCAGACGGUGCAAGCGCCCCGAAAAUACCCAAGGUCGACGAGAAGCAGCUCAAGGACUUGAACUUUGUAAAGGGCCUUAUCAAGGAUCAGAGCUUGUUAAACUGCACAGCAGUCCAACUUCAGUUUAUUUUGAGGUUCCAUUUCGAUAUCUCGAUGCCCAAGUCCUCAAAAAAGGACAAAUUGGUCGAGCGAAUCGAGGCAACUUGUGAUUACACCGCCUAAAGUGAUACGAAUGUUAUAAUUGUUGGUAUAUAUUCCUAAUCCUAAGAUUUAUUAUUGAUACGUUUAAGUUUCGAUCUUCAAUUAUUUAUCCCUUAACUAGUUUCAAAAUAAAAGGGAGUUAGGUUAUAAGUAUGAAUACAAUUGUAAUUAUAUUUAUCAAUAAGCUAUGUUGUAAACAUAAAAAUAUGAAUAAACGCCUUUUUGGAACCGAUCAAA